This is a messenger RNA of Anopheles merus, 870 nucleotides long. Its product is annotated as 40S ribosomal protein S10-like. Lineage: Eukaryota; Metazoa; Arthropoda; Insecta; Diptera; Culicidae. Gene Ontology annotation, cellular component: cytosolic small ribosomal subunit. The transcript is spliced from 2 exons. The record is from RefSeq and is a predicted model, not a curated record. The coding region runs from base 110 to 499 and encodes 129 amino acids. Gene Ontology annotation, molecular function: RNA binding; structural constituent of ribosome.
AUUUGACAUUUCUGUCAACUUAAAAAAAAUCAAUCUGACAACACGAUACAAAUGAGACACUCUCGCAUUUUGUGCAAAUCAUUCCAGUUUCAAGGACCAUCGCCCGUCGAUGCACUGCGAGCUGAAAACGAUCCCGAACCUGCAGGUCAUUGUGACGCUGAAGUCGCUCAUCUCACGGAAUUACGCCAAGGAAAAAUUCGUCUGGAACACUUACUACUGGACGCUGACCAACGAGGGCAUUAUCUAUCUGCGCAACUGUCUGCUCUUUCCUCCAGAGGUCGUCCCUGCGACACUGAUCCGGCGUGAGCGGGCUGUACGGGACAGUGCCAACUGCAAGACAGUGCGCCAAGAAGGCUUCGUACAGCGGCGGGACACUGAAGGGCGUGAGAUGUACCGCCGGCAGGCGAAUCGUUACGUGGACAAGCGUGGUGACGUUGGAUCCGGUACCGGGGAGUUGCAGUUCCGCGGAGGAUUCGGUCGUGGCAACCAGUACGAUUAGGACGGGAAUGUCGUCUUGUGGAACGCUCACAUCGCAUUUGAAAUUCUUCGAAAGAACCGCAACGCAGGUGCACUUCCGAAGAACAGAUAAAAGCAAGGCUCUCUUGGAUUUCACAACAUAACCUCAAAAAGAUGUUCAAGUUUUGAAUGGAAUGCAUUAACGGUCGACUGAUGAAGAUUUAUCGACAUUCUAACCUUCAAAACAAACAAUUCAACGAACCAGUCCGCUGCCAAUGCAUGUGAAGGGUAACAAAUCUUCACCCAUCAAGUAAAGAUUAUCGGAUGUCGCCAAAACUGAAACCGGCUGAGCGUGUGUGUUGGCGUACAGGCGUGCAGGAUAGCCGCGAUCACCCAAACAGGCUUAGAAGAGAC